GUUGGGUCUGUAUCGGAAACUGCUGCGCUACGCUGGCACCCUGCAGUACACGGACAAGGAGUACUUCGUCCACCGAAUACGAUCCGAAUUCGAUAACGCCCGCGAUCUGACCGAGCCCAGUCGCAUUGAGACUUUGGUCAAGAGAGGCAACGCGUUGCUGGAGCGUGCUCGCGUACUGUAAUAGAGUUCCUGCGCACUCGCACCAUGAAUCCGCUGACGAACACCAGGAAGAUCAACGAAUUGAAUGAAAGAGAAGCGCGCCUGAAUAUCCCCGAAUCCCGCUCCUGGCACGCGCAGUAUAAAGAUAGUGCGUGGAUUUUUAUCGGGGGACUGCCGUAUGAAGUCUCCGAAGGCGACGUCAUCUGCGUAUUCUCACAGUACGGGGAGCCGGUGAACAUUAACCUGAUCCGCGACAAGAAAAGCGGCAAAUCCAAGGGCUUCUGCUUCCUGUGCUACGAGGACCAGCGCAGCACCGUCCUGGCCGUGGACAACUUCAACGGCGCCAAACUGUGCGGCCGGACGAUCCGCGUGGACCACGUGCUGAACUACAAGGCCCCCAAGGAGGGCACCGACGACGAGAUCGCCAAGAUCCUCGCCGAACAGGGCUGCGGACCCGCCGCGGCCGGGCAGCUGGAGGAGGCGGUGCGCAAACGGGAACGCCAUGAGACGCGCACCGAGCGGGACUGGCGGGAACGCUCGCGGUCGCGUUCACCCCAGGAGCGCCAUCGACGGGAGCCCUCCCAGGAACGCCGCCGACGGGACGCCUCGCCGCGCCCCCGCCGACGGGAACGACUCCAGCUGAUCGUUAUCGCCACGCAUGCUGUUUUGGCGAUAAUCCGCAGAACCGGCCCGCAGUAGCGUGACUCGCGUGCAACCGAAAAAUCACUUGUGCGCUGCUUCUGUCAGAAACCUGCACGUGCUGCGG
Messenger RNA from Paramacrobiotus metropolitanus, 925 nucleotides. RefSeq names its product RNA-binding motif protein, X-linked 2-like. Gene Ontology annotation, molecular function: RNA binding. Bases 205 to 858 code for a protein of 217 amino acids. The transcript is spliced from 4 exons. The record is from RefSeq and is a predicted model, not a curated record. Gene Ontology annotation, cellular component: precatalytic spliceosome; catalytic step 2 spliceosome; U2 snRNP. NCBI's taxonomy places the organism in Eukaryota, Metazoa, Tardigrada, Eutardigrada, Parachela, Macrobiotidae. Gene Ontology annotation, biological process: mRNA splicing, via spliceosome.